Carya illinoinensis is the source of this 1020-nucleotide messenger RNA. RefSeq lists its product as uncharacterized. The coding region runs from base 1 to 1020 and encodes 339 amino acids. NCBI's taxonomy places the organism in Eukaryota, Viridiplantae, Streptophyta, Magnoliopsida, Fagales, Juglandaceae. The record is from RefSeq and is a predicted model, not a curated record. The transcript is spliced from 3 exons.
AUGGGGCCAUUUAGCAAAUUUUUUGCUCCAAGAACAAUUCCUGGCUCUCAACCUUCUAUUAAGAGUGCUAUGUGUUCAAAGGAAAUGAUUGACAAAGUAAAAAUGGUUAUAGCAAAUUGGUGGUAUGAUGCUAAUUUACCUUUCAAUGCAUCUCAAUCCAAGUUUUAUCAACCAGCUAUAGAUGCUAUAGUUGCCAUCGGGCCAAGAUUCAAGGGUCCUUCUUUACAUGAGUUGAGAGGAAAUUUGUUGAAAAAUUCUGUGACUGAGGUUCAGAAUUAUCUCUUAGAUAUUGAAACAUCUUGGAGGGAUAGUGGUUGUUCACUAAUGGCAGAUGGUUGGACAAGCCAGAGGCAACAACCAAUAAUUAACUUUUUGAUUUAUUGCCCAAAGGGUACAAUGUUUUUGAAGUCUAUUGAUACAUCGGGCCUUAGAAAAGAUGCUGAAAUAUUAUUUAACAUUUUUGAUGAAGUUGUUCAAGAAGUUGGGGUGGAGAAUAUUGUGCAAUUCAUAACGGACAAUGAUGCGAAUUUGAUGUUAGAGAAUUUUUGUGAUCCCAGACAUUUUCCUAUUAUUGAUGAAACUAUAAAGAAGGCAAGAAAGAUAACGAAAUUCAUUUAUAACCAUGCUUGGGUUUUGGCUUUGAUGAGAAAGGACUUCACUAAAGGUCAUGAUUUAUGUCGCCAUGCAGUCACAAGCGAGCCUUUGGUUCGAGUACUACGACUUGUCGAUGGGGAUGAGAAGCCUGCAAUGAGAUACUUGUAUGAUGCAAUGGAGAAAGCCAAAGAGAAUAUAAAAGCAAGAUUGAAGAACAAAGUUUCUGCAUUUAUGCCAUUCAUCAGGGUCAUUGAUGCUAGGUGGGAUAAGCAGCUUCAUAGUCCAUUACAUGCAGCAGGUUGUUUUCUUAAUCCUGGAAUUUACUUUAACCCUUGCUUUAAGAGUAAAAAUGAUGUUUCUAGAGGGUUUAUGACUUGUGUUGUAAAGAUGGAACUUGAUAUUGAUAAGCAAGAUGAGAUCAUUUAA